AACCAGCUUCCGUUCUCUGUUCUUCUCUUUCCCUUCUUUACCACUCUCGGAAAAAAAAGGUCGAGCAAAAAGAUGAGCACUACUACCACCGCCAAGAAGCAGUUUCUGGUUGUCAUCCGUGACUUCAAAGACGACAAGGCUUUGGAGCGAAGAAUGGCUUCCCGUGAUCAGCAUAUAGCCAUGGCCAAAGAAUCAUAUCCCGAUUAUAUCGCAUGUGGUGGCGCCAUUUUCGACUCGCACGAGUCGAGAAAAAUGAUUGGCAGUGCCAUGAUUUGUCAGGCUGAGUCAGAGGAGGAGUUGCGAGAGCGAAUCGCAAAGGACCCCUACGUUGUUGGAAAAGUGUGGGAAAGCUGGGAUAUUUACCCAUAUCGCAAUGCUAUUGGUUUGGAGAAGGAGCUUACCGGACCUGUCAUUAUCUAGAAGGUUUUCUUACAAACAAAAGGAUGUUAUUAAAAAGGAUGAUGCUUGAUUGAAACCGGGUUGAUACAGUACUGUUAUGACUAGAUACGUACAUUGGAAUGGUUCACGUUUGGUACUCAGAACUUUAGAAGGCAUGUAACAUAGCAGUGCUCUUUUUUUCUGCUACACAGCUAUCAAGUAGUAAUGCAAUCACGCGCGAGGAAAGAAAAGAAAAAUGUCAAAACCAAACCUCCGGGUCCACCAGCCCGUUUGUCGAUUUAACGUGUUUGCCAUAACUCUGAACUCCGCGAUAAAAUGGGUGAAGGCUCGUCGCAAAGCAAAGACC
Messenger RNA from Zychaea mexicana, 745 nucleotides. RefSeq lists its product as uncharacterized. Lineage: Eukaryota; Fungi; Mucoromycota; Mucoromycetes; Mucorales; Lichtheimiaceae. The transcript has 4 exons. Bases 73 to 420 code for a protein of 115 amino acids. The record is from RefSeq and is a predicted model, not a curated record.